AUGAAGUUGACAACUUUCUGCGCCUAUGCGCUCGCAUUCUUUUCUACUGGAGUUCACUCCUAUCCCGUGACCAGCGACAACCUCAACUGCCGCUCCGGUCCAGGCACGGCCUUCGCCAUUAAGAAAUCCUACAAAAACGGCCAGGAUGUCACUAUCACCUGCCAGACUGAGGGUGACAACAUCGAGGGAAAUUCCAUCUGGGAUAAGACCUCUGACGGCUGCUACGUUGCCGAUAAAUACGUCAAGACCGGAAAGGACGGCUACGUCAAGGGCAAAUGCACCAACGUCCCUAAACCUCCCAAGAACAACAAAAUUCCAGGUCCUAGGGUCAACGACUAUCCCUACAAGAACAGCUGCGGCCCAGCGGACAAGUGGCUCUACUUCAAGUGCCAAUGCACCAGCUUCGUGGCAUGGCGCGUGAAUGAGCGCCUGGGCAUCAAGUUCCACAACAAGUACAAGGGGAAGGCGUGGGGAAAUGGGAAUCAGUGGGAUGAGGCUGCUAGGGCGAGUGGUGUGAGGGUUGAUAAUAAGCCUGUGCCGGGCUGUAUUGCUCAGACUAAUGCUGGGCAAUUCGGACAUGUUGCUUGGGUUUCUGCUGUCGAUGGGGAUAUGGUUACUGUUGAGGAGUAUAACUGGAACAAUCACAGGGCUUAUGGGACGCGCAGGGUUCAUAAGAGCAAGUUUAAUUACAUCCAUCUCAAGGUCUAA
Fusarium vanettenii 77-13-4 is the source of this 708-nucleotide messenger RNA. RefSeq lists its product as uncharacterized. NCBI's taxonomy places the organism in Eukaryota, Fungi, Ascomycota, Sordariomycetes, Hypocreales, Nectriaceae. The record is from RefSeq and is a predicted model, not a curated record. Bases 1 to 708 code for a protein of 235 amino acids. The transcript has a single exon.